This is a messenger RNA of Trichoderma harzianum CBS 226.95, 971 nucleotides long. RefSeq lists its product as hypothetical. NCBI's taxonomy places the organism in Eukaryota, Fungi, Ascomycota, Sordariomycetes, Hypocreales, Hypocreaceae. Bases 151 to 867 code for a protein of 238 amino acids. The record is from RefSeq and is a predicted model, not a curated record. The transcript has a single exon.
UUCCAUUUUCCAUCCUCGCAUUCAUCACCAGCGUUUUCGGGUCCUGCCUACACUACAUCUCCUCUGCCUGGCACAAAAUAUACUCAAAUUAUCCUCAGCUCUCCUUACCAGCAGACUAGGUGUUCUCUUUGCUUCGUGCAACCUCCCCACAUGUCCUUUGCCAGCCUUCCCUUCGAGCUCCGCUCCCGCAUCUGGAGCUUAGCCGUGGUGCCUCGCCACAUCACAAAGGUGCGCGCGAAAAAGAGCAAUGGCAGCUUCAGCAAGAAGCAACGCCAGAAAGGCAAGGACAUUCUCUACGAGACCACGUCAACGCCGCCCCCGGCACUCAUGCAUGUGUGCCACGAGUCUCGUCAGCAAGCACCCUACCAGCGCGCAUUCACCGCGGGCACCGAGCCGCGCUGGACGUGGGUCAACUUUGAGCUCGACAUUUUCUGCGUCUCGAACCUCUACGCCCUUGCGGACAUUGUCUCCCACCGAUCUGAGGUCCAGCGGCUUCAAAUUCGGACUGACGACCACCCUGACUGGUACGAGUCAGCCACCAGAUAUAAUGGGCUGUCCACUCUCUCCAAAAUGGAGAGCCUUAGGGAAAUUCAGGUUGUGUUGGAGCCUGGCGACUUGAUGUGGGGAGACGUGUUCGCGGAUUAUGGCUUUGGAUGCUGUCCUGAAGACAACAUCUCGUUCCUCGACGAGGGAUCCGGCCUCGUGCUCACUGGCUCUCAGCUAAAGAUGGUGGGCGACUGGCGGAUAGUGUUCUCGUUUGACAGCGAGGGGAACCCGCCCGACCCGGAUAGACUCUCGGAUGAGAUUGAUUAUGCCCUCGACGAUUUUUGGCAUAUGACUUUGGCACAAAUGCAUGAGCUGAAUUGAAAAAGUGUGUAUUUGACAAGUUUCUACUAGAUAUUAAUAAGUAUAAGAGAUCAAGAAGGCUAAACGCCAAGAAAUGAUGCUCUCAUUCAUCACUGCAGUCCUCU